GCUUCGAGGAGUACAGAAACAUCACCGUAAAAAAUAGACCUCAAGGAUGUAAUUUAAAUAAUCCAUCAGAAAUGAGUGCAAACGACCGCUGGACGCUCUACUUCCAUUGGCUGCACCUGUACGAGAACUACCUCGUUCGGCAGCUGACUGUACUCGAAGGUGGCCGUAGAGAAGUCUAUAAGCAAUAUAUAGAACUGCAGCACCUUCAAGACGUCGAGGUCAUGAGGCAAAUGUUAGUCGUAGGAAUGACGACGACCAGUGCGGCUCGUCUUCAAACGGUUCUUCAAAGUUUGCGCUCGCCAAUUGUGAUAGUCGAGGAGGCCGCCGAAGUUCUGGAAGCGCACAUUAUAGCGUCGUUAACCAAUCACUGUCAGCAUUUAAUCUUAAUAGGCGAUCACCAACAGCUCAAACCGAGCACUGCAAAUUAUCGUAUGGAGGUAAAGUACCAACUGGGCAUCAGUCUUUUUGAACGAAUGGUACGGAACAACAUACAAUGUCAUACGCUCGGAGUGCAGCACCGUAUGAGGCCGGAAAUUGCCAAAUUAAUUGUUCCCGCCGUCUAUCCAAAAUUGGACAAUCAUCCUUCCGUUGAAAAUUUUCCCAACGUUAAAGGAGUCGACUUCAACUUGUAUUUUAUUGACCACCAUCACAAAGAGGAAGAGGUGCACGAUAGUAAGGUGAACCGGCACGAAGUGAGCUAUAUAAUUGCAUUGGCAAGGCAUUUAAUUCUAAACGGAUACAAGCCCGAAGACAUAACCAUCCUAGCCGCGUAUUCCGCCCAAAUGUUCGCAUUGUGGGAAGAACGGAAACGUUUCACUCAUUUACUGAAGGACGUCCGUAUCGCCGUGCUGGAUAAUUAUCAAGGAGAAGAGAGCAGAAUUAUCCUGUUGUCCCUUGUGAGAAACAACAACGAGGGAAAUAUAGGUUUUUUGAAAAUCGAUAAUAGAGUAUGCGUCGCCCUCUCCCGGGCGAAAGAGGGUCUCUACAUCAUGGGAAACAUUAGCCUGCUCUGCCAAGCCAGCGAGAUUUGGCCGAAGAUCAAGACGGUUUUGGUCGAUCAGAACUCUCUGGGACGAUCAUUGCGCCUUCGUUGUCAAAUUCAUACGAAGAAUGUAACCGAAAUAGAGAAUUUGAAAGAUUUUGAAAAUGUAUCCGAAGGGGGGUGUAACACAAUGUGCGAUAGCAUAAUGAAUUGCGGCCAUGUUUGCCCAAAGGUUUGCCACAUCAUCGACAGGCAGCACGAAAAUAUCUCCUGCAAAGCCAACUGCACCAGGAUCUUGUGCGACAACGAGCACGUGUGUCCUAAAAUGUGCUUUGAAGAAUGUGGCCCAUGCAUGGUGCUAAUGAAAAGGACACUAAAAUGCUCUCACGUUAUUAGCCUUACUUGUUCAACUGAUUUGGAUACGGUUAAGUGUAUGCAACUGGUCACUGCAAAAUUGCCAUGUGGACAUACUGACUCAAAUAAGCGGUGCCAUACACCUGUGGAUGUUCACAUUUGCCCUUUCCCAUGUACGGUACGUGUGGAACCGUGCGGGCACGCAUGUUCUUUAAGUUGUCACAUUCGUGAUGACCCGGACCAUCUAAUUUACGUGUGCAGGAAGAAAUGCGAAAAACCGGCGAAAGGUUGCUCGACGGGCGAUCAUAAGUGCAAAAGAGAUUGUUGCGAGGAAUGUUCGUUAUGCGAGGUGAUAGUGGAAAAGAGAAGGACGACGUGCACUCACCGAUUGCAGAUUCCGUGCAAUGAGGAUCCUAACGAAAUUGUGUGCAAAAUGGCGUGCCGCCGACUGCUGCCCUGCGGCCAUGCUUGCAAGAAGAAAUGUUCAGAAACGUGCGGGGACUGUAGAGUUAUGGUCGCGAAAGAAUUGAGCGUGUGCCAUCAUGAAGUGAAGGUGAAAUGCAGCGAAACACCUAGCAGAGAUCGCUGUACCGGACAGUGUCCGCUUACUUUAAACUGUGGUCACGUUUGCCAGGCCAAAUGCAAUGAACCGUGCACUAAACUGUGCGGGCACUUGGUCGAACACGAUAAGAUUGCGGACUGUGGUCACAAGUUUAAAAUCGCAUGUCAUCUGAGAACUAAAGUUCUUCCCGGAAACUCGUAUAAGCUGCUUCGAUUCUGUGAUAGUCCAUGUAAUGCGGUUUUGGAAUGUGGUCAUACAUGCUCUGGAACUUGCGGCUCUUGUGCGCAGGGCCGUAUCCAUGCCACUUGCAAUCAGAAGUGCGGACGUAUUUUAGUUUGCGGACACGAAUGUCCGUUUCCAUGUCGUGAAGCAUGCCAACCGUGCAACCUUAGGUGCACUUACAAGUGCGCGCACAGCAUUUGUGGCAAGCAGUGCGGCGAACCCUGCACUAAAUGCGCCGAAAGUUGCGAACGACGCUGCAUACACUCAGACUGUGCAAACAGAUGCGGUGACAUAUGUUCCGUGGCACCCUGUACAAAUCCGUGCAAGAAAAAAUUGAAAUGUGGACACGACUGCGUCGGUUUCUGCGGGGAUCCUUGUCCCCCACUGUGCCGGGUUUGCCACUACGACGAUCUAACCGAGACGUUUUUCGGCACCGAAGACGAGGAGGGCGCAAGAUUCGUUCUGCUCGACGAGUGUGGCCACAUCGUAGAAAGUACCGGAAUGGAUCAGUGGAUGACGGUGGACGAUGGUAACGCCAUAAAGUACAAGUGCUGCCCGAAGUGCAAAACCCCACUGACAUCCACGCAGCGUUACAGCAGCUUCAUAAAGCAAACCCUGCAGGACGUAUACGCUGUGAAGCUGAAAUUUUUUGGAAACGUCAAGGAAAAUGAGGAGAAACGCGCCGAGUUACUCGGAAAAAUGAAUGAUUUAGAAAAACUGACAAAUGAAAUGCCCGCUUCCGCGCUCCUACUCCAGAAAAUCGUUAAGAAUCUAAAAAAUUCGGUUCAAGUAGUACACAAAGGACGCAAGAUCACCCUGAAUUCCAGCCUUAGUAGGAUAUACCUAUCGAAAAUGCAAGUACUGGAAAACAUCAUCAAAUCCUUCAUAGCUGUUAAACUCGGUUCCGCAACUGUCAUACAUGUCGCCAUAGAAGACAUGGAGUUUUUGCUGAAUUCCUUAUCGCGCGAGGGGAACACGAUGACCAAUCAAGAAAUAUCCGACAUACGCAAGGAAACUAACCGAUUCUCUCACAAAGUGCAACUGCUCAAGAUAUCCGAAAGUGACGAGGUCUUCAAAGCGAAAAUUUAUGGAAACUCCUACAAUAAGAAGCUAUACGAAACGAUCUACUACAAACUCGCUUCCAUUUCCCCUUUUUCGGAUGCCGCCGACGAGGAGAUAGGGAAAAAUAUCGCCUAUCUGAGCAAGGAGCUGGGAACGUACGUUUCGCAGAUCGAACGACAGCAAGUGAUUCAGGCGAUGAAAAUGGCCAAGGGGCACUGGUUUAAGUGUCCGAACGGCCACUAUUACGCCAUCGGCGAGUGCGGAGGCGCAAUGCAGACGGGGAAGUGCAUCGAAUGCGGCGUCGCAAUAGGCGGACACAGCCAUACGUUGCUGUCGACGAAUAGGCACGCCGGCGAAAUCGAUGGGUCCGCUCAUGCCGCGUGGUCAGAGACUGCAAAUAAUUUGUUUAACUUUGAAGGGUUCCUCAAUGGUUAGUUUUAGUGUUUUUUAUUCACAAUGUUUACGAUUCGUUAAUAGAAUAUUAUGAAGUUUU
Photinus pyralis (common eastern firefly) is the source of this 3675-nucleotide messenger RNA. RefSeq names its product NFX1-type zinc finger-containing protein 1-like. The coding region runs from base 72 to 3617 and encodes 1181 amino acids. Gene Ontology annotation, biological process: regulatory ncRNA-mediated heterochromatin formation. NCBI's taxonomy places the organism in Eukaryota, Metazoa, Arthropoda, Insecta, Coleoptera, Lampyridae. The transcript is spliced from 6 exons. The record is from RefSeq and is a predicted model, not a curated record. Gene Ontology annotation, molecular function: helicase activity; zinc ion binding. Gene Ontology annotation, cellular component: nuclear RNA-directed RNA polymerase complex; nucleus.